Papilio polytes (common Mormon) is the source of this 1522-nucleotide messenger RNA. Its product is annotated as synaptic vesicle glycoprotein 2B. The transcript is spliced from 10 exons. NCBI's taxonomy places the organism in Eukaryota, Metazoa, Arthropoda, Insecta, Lepidoptera, Papilionidae. Gene Ontology annotation, biological process: transmembrane transport. Gene Ontology annotation, molecular function: transmembrane transporter activity. The record is from RefSeq and is a predicted model, not a curated record. The coding region runs from base 20 to 1504 and encodes 494 amino acids.
GUGCGGCGCGCUCGAGACCAUGGUGUGCGAGACCAUAGAGAAAGAAGACCAGCUCCCGUUCGACGAGGCCUUGGAAAAGACCGGCAAUGGUAUCUACAACAUUCUGCUAUCAGCGACUUGCGCGCUGUCAUUACUGGCCAUUGGUGCUGAUCUGUUCGGCUUCAGUUUGGUGGUGGCGGCCGCGUGUGACCUGAACCUUACCGUGGCGCAGAAAGGAAUACUCACUUCCACGCCUUUUGUAGGUAUUCUCCUGGUAUCUUACAUCUGGGGCUAUGUUUCGGACACGCGGGGGCGGCGGGUCACACUACUCCUCUCUCUCACUUUCGGCUUCCUGCUAUCCAGCGUCUGCAGCCUCUCCAUCGACUGGAUCUCACUGGGAGUCCUCAAGUUCUUGUCUGUUUGUUUUUCGUGUGCAGCGAAUUCAGUGUCGUACACUUUGGUGGGCGAGUCAUGUGUGCAGCGUGUCCGCAAUAAGUACAUGGUGAUGAUGACUUGCUUCAUACUCUUGUCGCCAGCGUUUGCAGCCCUUCUGACGUACCCAAUAUUAAAGCUUGACUUCGAAGCGCCUAUACAAUGUCUAGGCAUUAUCUUCCGACCUUGGCGAUUAUUGAACAUCAUCCUAGCACUACCCUCAGGAUUAGGAGCAUUCGCCAUGUACUUCUUUCACGAGUCUCCCAAGUUCCUCGCCAACUGCGGCAGAAGAGAAGAAGCGCUAGAGGUGAUGAGGUCUAUUUACGCGGUCAAUCAUUCCUGCAGUAAAGAAGAAUUUGGGAUCACAUGUUUCACAAUGUCGGAGACAGCAAAGAAGGAGCAAUCGUUAUUCCGAGCAAUGUACGAACAGAGCGCGCCUCUCUUCAGACCUCCGUAUUUGUGGAGGACAUUGCAAUUGUACUUCAUUGUUGCUGUUGUUUUUAUUACGAACAACAGUUUUCUUGUCUGGUUACCUCACAUACUGAAUCUAAUCAGGAUAUCUCUCCAAAGCAAUACUGCUUCGGGCAAUGUAUGCGAUUUAAUAUCAACGCCAGAUACGUGCGUCAGUACGAUCGAUGAAAAUGUCAUCAUCACACUAAUGAUAUCCCAAACUGUAUUCGCAUUCCUCAACUUCGUGAUAUCGUAUCUACCGAACCAUAGACGGAAGUUAAUGAUAGGGAUCCUUUGUUUAUCGACUCUGAGUGGGUUUACUGUGAGCGUGGUACCCGAGCCUAUAUCCAGUGUGGUGCUGUUUAUGGUGUUUACAUCUACUUGCCUAGGUAUGGGCAUUCUAGCAUCUUACUUCGUUGACCAGUAUCCUACAACUUACAGAGGCAUGGUGUCCAGUUUGAGCAUCAUGGUGGGUAGGAGCAGUUCCUUUGUGGGCAUCAACCUGGUGGGCAAUGUCAUCUUCCACCACUGCCGGGUCACCUUCAACUUGUGGUCACUGCUUGUUCUCUGCAGCGUAAUAGCGGCGUGGUUCCUACCACCUGAUAAGCCUAUGCAGCCCGCGGAGAAACCGACUAAGUUAUAGUUUUAAGUUAUAAUGUAU